Lutzomyia longipalpis is the source of this 2147-nucleotide messenger RNA. RefSeq names its product synaptobrevin homolog YKT6 (gene Ykt6). Gene Ontology annotation, molecular function: SNAP receptor activity. The record is from RefSeq and is a predicted model, not a curated record. Gene Ontology annotation, cellular component: Golgi apparatus. Gene Ontology annotation, biological process: endoplasmic reticulum to Golgi vesicle-mediated transport. NCBI's taxonomy places the organism in Eukaryota, Metazoa, Arthropoda, Insecta, Diptera, Psychodidae. The coding region runs from base 343 to 942 and encodes 199 amino acids. The transcript has 2 exons.
GAUAAGGCAAAGUUAAGAAGAAGAAGAAAAUUUUGUGGUGGAAAAUUUUUGCAAUUGAUUUUUUCCUUUAUUUUGUGGUCAUUCAAAGGAGAAUGUGUCCCCCGUGGGGCGCUGAAUAGGAAGCUAAAGUGCCCGUGGUGUUGAUUUAAUAAGUAGUUGUGUUUUGCAAAGCUCACAAAUUGAGUUCCAGCUGUAUGUUAUUUUUGCCCUGAAGCUCUCGCCUAUUUUCCAGACAGAUGAUAAAAUUUUCCUGCUGUGAAAAUAAAAUAUUGAAUUUGGCAUAAGAGAGGGUACCAAGGAAUUGUUCCUUUGUUAGUUUAUCGUGCAUUGAAGGUCGUGAGAAUGGUAAAAUUACAUGGAUUGAGUGUCUUCUACAAGGGGCCCCACGAGGCGAGGCUACUGAAAGCUGCAUUUGACCUCCAGAGCUUCUCAUUUUUCCAGCGUGGCUCUGUUCAGGAGUUUAUGAGUUUUGCCAGCAAAACCAUCGUGGAGCGAACACAACUGGCGUCAAGGCAAUCCGUCAAGCAGGACGUCUACAUGUGCCAUGUUUACGUUCGGGCGGAUAGUUUAGCUGCAGUUUUAAUUGCUGACCACGAAUAUCCUGGUCGGGUAGCGCACACAUUCAUUACAAAAGUCAUGGAUGACUUUGCAGCCCAAGUUUCCCCAGAUCAAUGGCCAACGGGCUCAGAGGCAACGAUAAACUUCUCACAACUUCCAGCGCUCUUGGCAAAAUACCAGAAUCCCCGUGAAGCAGAUGCCCUGACAAAGAUUCAGGGUGAUCUGGAUGAGACAAAGAUCAUUCUACGCAACACCAUUGAGGCUGUACUGGAACGUGGUGAGAAACUCGAUGAUCUCGUCGUGAAGUCAGAACAGUUGUCCGUACAGAGUAAGGCAUUCUACAAGACAGCGAAAAAGACCAAUUCCUGCUGCAACUUCAGCUAAGAUGUGGCAGCAAUGAGGCUCUCCCCACAGGCGACAUUACCAAACGCUAUUGUUGAUCAUUUCCUUGAUAAAAGUUUUAUCAAAACAAACUUUGCUGUUCAAAACAUCUCAAUGGCUCUACUUUACAUGAAUGUCUGUACUGCAUUGUCUUGUAAGUCCUCCAUGAAAUUCACUUUUUUCCGCGAAUUCUUUACAAAUUUCCUUAAUUUUCCUUAAAAAAAAAACACCACAUUAACGGGAAUUUCCAUGAAAAACUAAAAAACAAAAACAAAACUAAAUAGAACACAUAAACCAAAAGAAGACUGAAUUUUCAAUUGGGACGAAAGAAAAAUGCUGCAACAAGAGCUUUUAAUGAGUUAUCAUGCGCGUUUUUUAGAUUAAUUGUUGAUGUUCUUAAUUAAUUCCUCUUAUUUAGUGAGGAAUGCAACACUUUAUAUACUCAAUUACAAAAUUGGCAUAUAUUUUGUAUAUCAGCGCUAUCGUGAAUAGUUUCUAUUUCUAUAUAUUAUCGUAAUCUCGCUAAUUAAAAACUACUUUUUUUCAUGAAUUUCAGCUUUAUUGGAAAGUCGUUAUCUUUGUAUUUUAUUGCAAUUUGUUUUAUUAUUUUUUAUUUACACGUGACUUUAGCUUUCAAAGAACUUGUUUAAGAAAAAAAAAGAUUUUCAGCAAAAAGGAAAUUAUCCAGUAUCCGGAAUAAUAUUGGAUUCGAUCCCAUGCCAUUCAACGUUGAAAGCCAUAUCCUUACCGAUUACACCAAAAUUUUCUCCCACCAUUCGGGUAAAAUCAUUAGCGGGAAUACGAUAUUUUUCUCAUUUUUAUUAAUUUUUAUUAAGGAGGAAAGAUAAUGAAAAAAAAUUAAACAUAACAUAUUGACGUAUUGUUAAACUUUUACUGUAUAUUUAUGAAAGAAAAAAAAUUGAAAACAGAAUUAUUUUUAAACUUAAUAUCUAUAUUGGAAUGGAAGUUACAAUAUUGUAUAAAAUAUACAUAGAUACAUCAAUAUUAAAUGUCUAUAGCAGAUGAAUGAUUAUAAAGUUAAUUCCACUCUCUACAUUAUGAAUAAGAGUUUUGAAUUAGCUUUCGUGGCAUUUUGUGAGGAUACCAACUUUAUAAUCAUUUAUCUAAUAACUAAAUAAUAUUACCCAAAAUGUAAAAUAUGUAUUGAGAAGGACGCAUUUUUAAUAAAAAUGUAACGAAAAUUAAAA